This is a messenger RNA of Periophthalmus magnuspinnatus, 1219 nucleotides long. RefSeq names its product gamma-glutamyl hydrolase-like. The transcript is spliced from 9 exons. Gene Ontology annotation, molecular function: gamma-glutamyl-peptidase activity. Bases 192 to 1142 code for a protein of 316 amino acids. Lineage: Eukaryota; Metazoa; Chordata; Actinopteri; Gobiiformes; Gobiidae. Gene Ontology annotation, cellular component: vacuole. The record is from RefSeq and is a predicted model, not a curated record. Gene Ontology annotation, biological process: tetrahydrofolylpolyglutamate metabolic process.
AGAUAAAGAGAUAAAAAACAAAACAAAGUUACCUGUUAAAUAUCGGCUCAGUCUCGUAGAGUAAAAGUAGGUGGACCUAUAGUGUCUGAAAACUACUCAGAGAAGUUCAGUUUCACUUCAAUGUCGACGUAACAGACGGUGUGACGGUGCGCACGAGCCUCAGUCCCGUCACGAGGACAACACACAACAACAUGCGCCCCCCGCUCCUCUGCCUCACUCUGCUCUGCUUUAUCACUCUACAGACCCUCUCCACGACCACCGCCAAUGACACACCGAUUAUAGGCAUCCUUUCCCAAGAGGUUAAUCCACGUCACAGAACGCCCAACUCUGUGAGCUACAUCGCUGCUUCAUAUGUCAAAUAUGUGGAGUCGGCCGGGGCAAGGGUCAUUCCUGUCAUGAUGAACCAAACCGAAGAGGAGUACAAAUCACUAUUCAACUCUAUUAAUGGGCUUCUUUUGCCCGGUGGAGGUGUUAGUAUCGUCUCCUCCAGUUAUGCCAGAGUUUCUAAGAUAUUUUACGACUUGGCUAUUGAGGCCUACAAAAAGGGAGACUACUUCCCGAUUUGGGGCACUUGUCUUGGCUUUGAGCAACUGUCCUAUCUGACUGCUCAUGAAGUUCUACUGGUGAAGACAAAUACGAGCCGCGUGUCCCUUCCACUAAACUUCACUAAUGAAGCCAACGGGAGCCGCAUGUUUAAGGAUUUCCCAGUUGACGUAAUGCAGGCACUGGCAAAAGAGAACCUGACAGAAAACUCACACCGGUGGAGUAUAUCAAUGGAGGCUUACAACACUAAUGAUAACCUGAAGAAGUUUUACAAAGUGCUCUCUACAAACACUGAUGGAAAAAUAGAGUUUAUUUCCACAUGGGAAGCAUACGAUUACCCGAUUUAUGGCGUUCAGUGGCAUCCAGAGAAGAACCCGUUUGAAUGGACCAGACCACAUUAUGCCCACUCCUCCAAUGCAGUCAAAGCAUCUUUUUACUUUGCUAACUUCUUUGUCAAUGAAGCCAGGAAAAACUUGCACUCAUUUGAAAGUGAAGAAGCAGCGAGAAAGUUACUAAUCUAUCAUCACUGUCCCACCUACACUGGGGACAAGAGAUCAUUUGAACAAAUAUACUUUUUCAAGGACGUCAACUUUUAUUAAAAAUGUAUCUUCAACUUGCUUAUGUUAAGGGACUAGUUGAUUUUUAGCUUGUUUUAUGACAAUAAAUUUUGUUUCUA